CGUUGGAAAUUCGUCGAAAGAGUCGCUACUUUGUGUGGAAGAGAUCGGUUGAUUUCAACAUGAAAAUCGAAUGGGCUCCAUUACGAGUUCCUCUGGCUCGUCGUCUCCAGACUCUAGCCGCGGCUUUCUUCACCUAUACUUUCUUCACGCUGCCCAUAUCAUCCUGCCUUACAGUUGCUGUCCUGCUGUAUUACGGUGGACUCAUUACUCGCAGUCUGCUGGUAAUCUAUUUUGUAAAAAUGUAUUUGGACUACAAGAAAAACUUUGGCACCAUGGAGGGUAAUGGCUGGUUAUUUUACCGCAGUGUUCGGAAAUAUCGAAACUACUUUCCCGUCGAACUUGUCAAAACCGCUGAGCUGCCAGCAAACAAAAAUUAUAUUGUGGCAAGCUUUCCUCAUGGAAUUCUGGGAACUGGAACUUGUGUUAACAUGGGCAUGGACAUCACAAAUUGGCUGGAACUGUUUCCCCACGUUCGGCCCAAGAUAGGCACCUUGGAUCAUCAUUUUAAGACCCCUCUUUUACGUGAUAUAGUGCGUUGGUGGGGCAUGGUGUCCGUUUCCAAAGAGUCGCUGGCUUAUUUACUGACCAAGUCAAAUGAUCCCGCACACAACGACAAUCGGGAUGGUUUUACAUCCAAUGCGGUGGCUGUACUGGUUGGUGGGGCCCAAGAGGCUAUGGACUCACAUCCUGGACAGUAUAUUUUGACCCUGAAGAAUAGGAAGGGUUUCGUCAGAAUGGCCAUUCGGACGGGCUCAUCGAUAGUACCCUCGUUUUCCUUUGGCGAGGUGGAUAUUUUUGACCAGGUGGCCAAUCCUCCGGACUCCUUACUGCGUCGUUUUCAAAAUGUGGUCAAAAAAUUCACUGGAAUUUCACCGCUCCUUCCCAAGGGUCGCGGUAUCUUCAAUUACAACUAUGGGAUACUGCCCUAUCGCCGACGUAUUGUCCAAGUUGUGGGGUCCCCCAUCGAUGUGGUGAAAAGCGACAGUCCCCAUGCCGAAUAUGUGGACGAGAUCCAUGGACAGGUGAUGGCGGCGCUGGAGAAGAUGUUUGAGCAGCACAAAGAGGAGUACAUACCAAACUCCAAGCAGAUCAAGCUGGUUAUUCAUUAACUGAGAAGGGCUAUGUGAUUUUAACAGAAUUUAGGAAUCUUUUUUAAACUCCAAAAAAAACAGAUUAUGAUUACUUUUAACGAAAGCGUAUGUUGUUUUUUUUUUUCUUUUAUUAAUUACCAAUUAAAUUUGUUACCUUGUAUGUACUUAUAUAUACAAAAAGAACAAGGAGCUGGAUUUUCAUA
Drosophila rhopaloa is the source of this 1294-nucleotide messenger RNA. RefSeq names its product 2-acylglycerol O-acyltransferase 2-A. Gene Ontology annotation, cellular component: endoplasmic reticulum membrane. Gene Ontology annotation, biological process: triglyceride biosynthetic process. Gene Ontology annotation, molecular function: diacylglycerol O-acyltransferase activity. Lineage: Eukaryota; Metazoa; Arthropoda; Insecta; Diptera; Drosophilidae. The coding region runs from base 60 to 1109 and encodes 349 amino acids. The record is from RefSeq and is a predicted model, not a curated record. The transcript has 6 exons.